Paralichthys olivaceus (Japanese flounder) is the source of this 1333-nucleotide messenger RNA. RefSeq names its product monoacylglycerol O-acyltransferase 2 (gene mogat2). Gene Ontology annotation, cellular component: endoplasmic reticulum membrane. Gene Ontology annotation, molecular function: diacylglycerol O-acyltransferase activity; 2-acylglycerol O-acyltransferase activity. Gene Ontology annotation, biological process: triglyceride biosynthetic process; diacylglycerol biosynthetic process. The record is from RefSeq and is a predicted model, not a curated record. NCBI's taxonomy places the organism in Eukaryota, Metazoa, Chordata, Actinopteri, Pleuronectiformes, Paralichthyidae.
ACUUAUGGUUAUUUUCUCUUUGCAUGUGGUUCAGCUUUACUCUGUUUUUCAGUAACUUUGUCCUUGCAAAAGCCUGAUAUGGACUGACAGAUCAAUCCCUGUAUUGGGUUUCUGAGAUAAGAGCGUCAAUCAGAAAGGAUGGUGGAGAGGUGAUAGUCGCGUACUUUGGACCCACUUCACUUGCUCUUCUUCUUUGCCACAGGCUGCAGCGUCGCGGGUAGUUUCUCUUCUCUCCUGUAAAACAUGAAGGUUGAUUUUGCCCCCCUGGAUGUGCCAUUCCAGAGGAGACUGCAGACAGCCUCGGUGCUGCAGUGGGUCUACUCUUUUCUUGGCCUGGCACCCACCUGCAUCUUCCUGUUCUUCUACCUGCUCUUCACCCGUUACUGGCUGAUCAGCGUGCUGUACGCCAUCUGGUGGUACUUUGAUUAUGACACCCCGGCACAAGGAGGCCGCAGGUUGCAUUUUCUGUGUGGCCUCAAGGUUUGGGAAUACAUGCGGGAUUACUUCCCCAUCAAGCUGGUGAAGACAGCUGACUUGGAUCCGAGGCACAACUACGUCUUAGGCUUCCACCCCCAUGGCGUGCUGGUGGCAGGAGCCUUCACUAACUUCUGCACCUACGCCACAGGAUUCAGGCAGCUGUUCCCUGGCCUCACCAGCUACCUGCUCAUGUUGCCCCUUUGGUUCAGAGCCCCGUUCUUCAGAGACUACAUCAUGUCUGCAGGUUUGAUUCCAUCUGACAAAGACAGCGCCAGCUAUCCGCUCUCCAGAAAGGGUGGCGGUAACGCUGUUGUAAUAGCGGUCGGCGGGGCCCCAGAGGCCCUCGAUGCUCACCCUGGGUCCUACAAUGUGAUGCUGGCCAAGAAGAAAGGCUUCAUCAAAAUGGCCAUGGAGCAUGGAGCUCAUCUGGUGCCGGUCUUUUCCUUUGGGGAGAAUGAAGUGUUUGAUCAAGUGGUAAACACAAGAGGAACAUGGCUGCGGUGGAUGCAGGAACGGCUACAAAGCAUCAUGGGUAUCUCUCUGCCUCUCUUCCACGCUCGUGGCAUUUUCCAGUACUCCUUUGGUCUCAUGCCCUACAGAAAACCCAUCAAUACAGUAGUGGGACGGCCAAUUAAAGUGGAGAGAAACAGAAAGCCAACAGUUGAGGAGAUGGAUGCCCUUCACCAGCUCUACAUGGAUGAACUAAGCAACCUGUUCGAGGAGCACAAAGGCAACUAUGGAGUGGACAAGGACACUCACCUGAACUUUGUCUAAACUAAACUGAGGAUAGAGACUUGAAUGCUUAUUUAUUUCUAAAGCUCCAGCGCUGCAUGUUCAGAUAAUUGUCCAUUUUGAU